Zingiber officinale is the source of this 2711-nucleotide messenger RNA. Its product is annotated as heat stress transcription factor B-4b-like. Bases 1838 to 2620 code for a protein of 260 amino acids. NCBI's taxonomy places the organism in Eukaryota, Viridiplantae, Streptophyta, Magnoliopsida, Zingiberales, Zingiberaceae. The record is from RefSeq and is a predicted model, not a curated record. The transcript is spliced from 4 exons. Gene Ontology annotation, molecular function: DNA-binding transcription factor activity; RNA polymerase II cis-regulatory region sequence-specific DNA binding. Gene Ontology annotation, cellular component: nucleus. Gene Ontology annotation, biological process: regulation of transcription by RNA polymerase II.
UAUUUUAUAAAUUAUUUCUAUUUAGUAGUAGAUAAAAUUGCAUCACCUUGCUCACAAUUGCCUUUUGCAUUUCAGGCAAUUCUUGAUCUACAAAGGCAGUCCGAGAUGACAAUUUAAGAUAUUCAAAAGGAAAUGUCGUCUGCGGUUCCAGAAAUUUCGGGCCAAAUUGACUGGACGUGUCUCAACGGAAUCCCCUUUGAAAUGUUCGCAAGUAUACAUGAGCAAGGGCAUUGUGAUACAAACAGUCGAUGACUAGCAUGAGUAGUGAGAAAGAUGAAGAUAAUGUCGUCACUCCUAUGCUUUGUCCUCCUCUCAUGCUCAGGUAAAUAAGUCUGGUUUGCUCUCGUCUCCUAUCUUCUCUCCCUUCCCUUCCGCAUGAGUAAACUGAGCCCUAAGAAGUAUUAUGAUGAUCUUUUUUACUUUUUGCCAUCUUUUUUGAAAGAACUCUGCUGCAAAAUAAAGGAGCCCUUGAGCAGAAAGCAGUGACCCCCUAAUCAUUUCAUAUUCUUUUCCUUUUGUUGCCACUUUUGCAUCUGUGUAAUCCUUGCAUCUAUGAUACAUCUUGUGCUAGAUCAGGACUAAAUGAUUGCAUCAAAAAUGCUUACACAUAUACCUUUCUCAUCUUCUAAAUUCACCUUACAUCACACAUAAACCUAUCAAUAUAUUAGUCUUGUCACUUUUGAAAGGUUUUUGUAGAUCUUUACUCAAUCGUCACUCAGGUCUAUUUUUGUUCGUGGCUCAGGUUCAAAUCAGAUCACCCAUCCAAGUUCGAAAGCAUGGCUCAAAUACUAGUACUAGUCUUAGUUCAAAUCAUUGCCCUGAACCCACUAAAGCACCCUCCAAAGAAAAGAAGAAAAGAAAAAUAAACAAAAGCAAAGUGCUCUAAAAAGCUUCUUUGUUCAUCACUCUCCAAAUGUGCAUUGUCAUUUCUCCCUUUUUGCUUUUCCAAUUUGAAAAGCACUCGAAGGAGAAAGAAAAGAGCUUGCCUUUUCCAUGCACUGAACAAAGUUUCUGGGAACAAUUGAAUAUGCCAUUCAGGCUCUCACUUCUCAAGACUACAUAAACAAGCUUUAGAAGAAUGAUCUCUAAUAGGUCAAUGUCCUUCUGGCCGUAUCUGCAAAACAUAGACCUGUGUCUUGCUACCUAAUGAGAAAAAAAUUCUUCGAUAUGAAUUUCAAGAACAUCAAUCUAGAUCUCUUCACAUGAAAAUACAUUGUCACAUGAAUCGAUAUAGUUCAUAGAUUCACGAGUAUCAGUUAUUGUGUUUGCAUCUGCACACUGACAAUACUAGCUAGUGUAAGCCGAGAAUCUUUGUUUCAUUUGAAACAAGAGCCUAUUGUUUUUGAAGUUUCACUCCUUGUAAACCAUAGCAAAAACAGUUUCGCAACACAAACUGAUCAAUCUCACAAGCAGUCUUUGUUUCUGUCGAAACAAGAUUUGAUUCCAGCUGAGGAAAAACUUCCAAAAGUCAUCUUCUGAAUCAGCUCUUUCGUGUAAAUCUCUCUUGUAAACUCAUCUUUGAUCUGUCCAACUGUCACUACAUCUUGACCAACACUGCAAGGCUAAAGAAUACAAGAGUCAAAGGUAGAUUUAAAGUCCCCAUGGUCAGUGCAUCACAUGUGGACAGGCAAAGGUCAUGUGAAGUACACAGAACAUGUCUACAAGCAAUAACUCAUCCAAACUAACUUUGCAUAUCCAGAAUAGAAUCUUCCUCAACGUUCAAUCGCUAAACCAUGAAAGAUUAGUUUGCGGUACGAUACCGGGAUACAGAUCUUGUAUACAUUCUACAGAUCCACACACCUACCUAGGCUUAUAAAAUGGUGAGCGAGAUCUGAAUAUGAAUAGUAGUGUCAUGGAGCAGGAAGGCUACGGAGAGAGAUGUGUGUCAGCAGCCAUGGGUCAUGGAGGAGUGCCUGCUCCUUUCCUCUCGAAGACCUAUCAAAUUGUCGAUGACCCUUGCACCGACCACAUUGUGUCGUGGGGAGGAGAUGAGACUACCUUUGUGGUCUGGAGGCCCCCUGAGUUUGCAAGGGAUCUCUUGCCCAAUUACUUCAAGCACAACAACUUCUCCAGCUUUAUCAGACAGCUAAAUACUUAUGGUUUCAGAAAGAUUAUGGCAGAUAGGUGGGAAUUUGGCAACGAAUUCUUCAGGAAAGGAGCAAAGCAUUUGCUCUUAAAAAUCCACCGAAGAAAGGCCCCUCAAGCUCCCCUAGACUACCUCCAAUUCCACCACGAGAUGAUCAACGGUUGGAUCAUGCAACCACCAUUGACACUCUCCGCGAUAAGCUACAAUGACCACGACGAUCGGGGCCUCCUUUCUGCUCUUUUGGAAGACAACAAGUUGCUAAGGAGGAGGAACUCCUCCCUUCUGUCUGAACUCACCCGCAUGAAGAGGCUCUACAAUGGCGUUCUUCACUUCCUCCAAAACCAUAUAGUCAUUGACUCAUCUCCUUAUUCAGGAUCGAGUUCCCGAUUGCAAUGGCACGACAAUGAAGGCUCAACCAGCUUCCCUGAUAUAACAAUGGAAGAGGUUGACAAAAGUAUCAAGCUUUUCGGUGUUCCUCUUCGCCAUGAGAAGAGAUUGCAAUCUGAAAUUAGAUCUAAUAGCUCAUGGAACUGAAGGAAGUAGAGAAAAAUUGUUUGAACACUAAGAGUUGUACAUUGUAUGUAAAUCAGCUAUGACUAAGGAUUCAUCUCUACUUAAUGUGUUU